Molecule: messenger RNA, 2078 nt
Organism: Prunus avium (sweet cherry)
Lineage: Eukaryota; Viridiplantae; Streptophyta; Magnoliopsida; Rosales; Rosaceae
Product: internal alternative NAD(P)H-ubiquinone oxidoreductase A2, mitochondrial
Cellular component (GO): mitochondrion
Molecular function (GO): NADH dehydrogenase activity
Source: RefSeq, a predicted model, not a curated record
CAGUUGGAAACUGCCACGUUUACAAGCUGUAAACACUCUGCCACAAAUUUAGCACAGCAGCAGAAAACGACACCCGAUAUUGUUGGAAGCUUCUUCUCCUUCUUCAAAGCUUCACGUAUAUGUGCUGUAGAUCACUCUCUGCUCCCAAUAUCCAUUUCACUAGACGACGCCGUAAUCCUACACUAUGGCUUGGUUCAGAAGCCUCAUCCAAGUCUCAGCCGCCGCCAGAUCAGUGACCAAACCCAGAAUUUCAGACCCAUUUUCUUACACUCUGCUCUCGCGCUUCAGCUCGGAGCCGGCUCCGAUCCAUGAGACUCCGGCUCCUCAGCCGCCGAUCCAGUACUCGGGUCUGGGCCCCACGAAGCCCGGCGAGAAGCCGCGGGUGGUGGUCUUGGGCACGGGUUGGGCCGGGUGCCGGCUCAUGAAAGGCUUGGACACCGAUAUAUACGACGUCGUUUGCGUGUCGCCUAGGAACCAUAUGGUCUUCACGCCUCUGUUGGCAUCCACCUGCGUUGGGACUCUGGAGUUUAGGUCCGUCGCGGAGCCAAUCGGGAGGAUCCAACCUGCAAUAUCUCGCGAACCCGGGUCGUAUUUCUUUCUUUCUAAUUGUGUUGGCCUCGAACCUGAUAAGCAUUUGGUGCAAUGCGAGACUGUAACCGAUGGAGCAGAACCCUUGAAGCCAUGGAAAUUUGAAAUUUCAUACGACAAGUUGGUAAUUGCAUUGGGAGCAAAGCCAACCACUUUUGGAAUACAGGGUGUAGAAGAACAUGCAAUUUUUCUUCGUGAAGUCUACCAUGCCCAGGAAAUCCGCAGGAAGCUGCUCCUAAACUUGAUGCUGUCGGAUGUUCCUGGUGUUUCUGAGGAAGAGAAAAGCAGACUCCUACACUGUGUUGUUGUAGGAGGUGGUCCCACGGGAGUUGAGUUUAGUGGUGAACUUAGUGACUUCAUUCAGAGAGAUGUUCGACAAAGAUAUUCCCAUGUGAAAAAUUAUAUUCAUGUUACCUUGAUUGAGGCAAAUGAGAUAUUAUCAUCAUUUGAUGAUCGCUUGCGGCACUAUGCUACAAAACAGCUGACAAAGUCAGGAGUUCGUCUUGUCCGUGGGAUCGUCAAGGAUGUCAAAGCUCAGAAGAUAAUUCUUAAUGAUGGCACCGAGGUUCCUUAUGGGCUGCUGGUAUGGUCUACCGGUGUUGGUCCAUCACCUUUGGUGAACUCCUUGCCACUUUCAAAAGCUCCUGGUGGAAGGGUUGGUGUUGACGAGUGGCUGCGGGUUCCUUCCGUCCAGGAUGUGUAUUCAAUUGGUGAUUGUAGCGGUUUUGUUGAAAGUACUGGAAAACCAACCCUUCCAGCCUUGGCCCAGGUUGCAGAGAGGCAAGGAAAGUAUCUGGCGAAUUUGUUGAACAAAAUUGGUAAAGCUGGUGGAGGACGCGCCAACGGUGCAAAAGAAUAUAAAUACGAGGAUCCAUUCGUGUACAAGCAUUUAGGAAGCAUGGCAACUCUUGGGAGAUACAAGGCUCUCGUCGACCUCAGACAGAGCAAGGACGGAAAAGGCUUAGCUUUGGCUGGAUUCACCAGUUGGUUUAUAUGGCGCUCAGCAUAUUUAACACGAGUCUUGAGCUGGAGGAAUAGAUUCUAUGUGGCGAUUAACUGGGCUACAACUUUUGUGUUCGGGCGUGAUAUAACCAGAAUCUAGAUUCAACACGGAAAGCAAGAUACUUAGUAGGAUGGACAAUGCUACUAGGUGAUUCAGGCAGCACUGUGGCAAUGACCGAACUGCGGUGGCACUGAUCAUGUGGCUGCGAGUGCUGUGAUGGUGACUGUUGGAUUCAAUGGGUGAUUGCUGGCAGGAGUGGCGGUUGAACCACUUCCAUGGGAAAUCCUUUUUUUGAAUAAACUACAAUAUAUGAUGUGGAAAAUGAUAUGAUUGCCAUGUCAUUAUGUAAACUAGAGUUUCGGGGUAUUACUUGGUGCCCUACACGUUACUUUGCCUAUGAUCAUGUCUAUGACCAAAUUUGUGUACAUGCAUUUUAGUGAUUGAAUAACCGGUUUACAUGACAUAUUGUGGCUAUUUUAUAUUGUGA